GUCGCAAGCAGCGCCCACUUGUAAGCUGACAAACAGCCUGUCAAACAGAAACAGACACACACACGCACACACACACACACACACACGUACACUAGUGAAAUCAGUCUUGUGAAUCAGACACAGCAGGAGCCCAGUACCAUCAUGGACAACAAAUCAGAUGUAAAAGCCAUUCUGGCUCGUUUCCAGACUGCAGGUGUCUCGACUGAAGGAAGUGCUGCUGCUGCCGUUGCACGUCCAAAAAACGCUCUCCACCCAACCCUAUCAGGACCCAUGGUGCCGUCCAAGAAACCAGCUCUGGAGGCCUGCCUCUCGGGCGGUUCUGCUGCUACCUCUACCAACCCUAAACCCAACUACAUGAAGAACAUAGUCUCUAACAGCAAUGCAUCAGAGACACGUGAGUCUCCAAAGCCUAAAGCCAUUGCCAGCAGAUUUGAGAAUGCGACUGCAAAUGAAGAUAGCAAACCGCCUUUUGCUAAAACUUUGAAACCCAAGCCGCCAGAUUACAAUCAAAACGGUGAAUCAAAGCUAAAGGUACCUUUACAAAAGCCGCCGACAACGGAGGCCAAGAACACAUUUCCCAAGCCACCACCAGUGACAGCCAAACCUUUCAAGAGCACCAAAAUUGAGAACAAUGAAAGCACUGUGAACACCACCCCUACCCCGCCAAAAAUACCCACAAUGACCAAACCAAAGAGUGCUAUCAAUAUACUUCGGCAGCAGACAGAAGACGUUAAAGUGGAGGAUCAAACAGUAAAACCAUUUACACGCGCAAAUCUUAACAAUGCUAGCUUCCGUGCUGCCCAAACCAUGUUCAGCAAAGCAGAAGACACAGCAAAGGAUGAGUCGAAAUCUGAAAGCUCAAAAGAAUCGCAAGUGGCAGGCCCUAUUAUCCUACAAAAUAAACCUGCCUACAAGCCCAAACCCUCUGGACCUAACACUCAGACAGUAAAAAAUGAUCCUUCAGCCCCAAAAAGAAAUCCAUUAACUAACAUUCUUGCUCUCGGCAGUGCACCAAGCAAACCUAACAGACCACCCAAAGUCAACCUUCAGAAGUUCAAGAAGGGCACAGAACCUCCAGGUGAAGGACCUGAAAUAAAGAAGGGAGGUUCUCUCCCUCCUCCUCCUCCUCCAGCAUCACACCCCAGCACCCAUGCAGCUCCAACUUUGCCCCCAAGACCUCCAGGACCCAUAGUCCAGCAAGAGGAGGAGUAUGACGAUGUGGGUGACCUGAAUGACUCGUCGUUUGGUAAGGCAGGGCGACAUGACGAGGGAAGUGGAAGUGAUGGGGAGAUGUAUGAGGAACUUGAUGGAUGGGCUGUACCCGAGGUGAGAGAGCAAGAAAAGAAACGGGAAAAGGAAGAGAAAAAGCGAACAGAGCAAGAAAAGAAAGACCAGAAAGAGCGUGAAAAAAAAGAACAAGAAGCCAGAAAGAAAUUCAAACUGACUGGGCCCCUGAAAGUCAUCCAUAAAGUGAAAGCGAGAUUGGAUUGUAAGGGUGGCAGGAAUGACCUUAGCUUUAAACAAGGUGACUCUAUUGACAUCCUCCGGAUUACAGACAACCCCGAGGGCCGAUGGCUGGGAAGGACUCAAGACGGGUCCUGUGGCUAUGUAAAGACCGAGUCGGUCCAGAUCGACUUUGAUGCUCUGAAGAAUCAGAGCAAGGCUCUUCCUGAGAACGACGGUGACGUGUAUGAUGAUGUGGCCUCUCAGGAGGAAAGCAGUAGGAGCACAACCGGUCCAGGAGUCAUUCUGCCUCCUCCACCCGAGGGACCUGAUGAUAUUUACGAUGAUCUGGAGGAGUCCAGUCUUAAUGUUAGACCGGAUCCCAGGUCUCUCAGCAAAGCACGCAGCUUCAUUCGGAUGCUAAAGACCCCCACUGACUGGAGAAAAAGCCCUGUCCACACUAACGAGGUUCCUCCUCCUCCACAGUUCAGUCCAGAAGAUAACCCAGAAACUGAGGAUGUAUAUGAUGAUGUGGACACACCGCAGCCUCCCAGCAGCAUGCCUCCUUCCAAACUGAAGCUGACGAAACCUGAAGCUAAGAUAGAUGAUCCGAAGAAGCAGAAGAAAUUUGAAAAAGAGGAGAAGGAUUUUAGAAAGAAGUUUAAGUUUGAAGGCGAGAUCCAGGUUCUGUAUCAAGUGACAGUUAUUGCUAAUAAGAAAGGCAGCGGGAAGGAUCUGGCAGUGCAGGCCGGCGACACCCUGGACGUCAUCAGCAACUUGGAUAAUGACAAACUCAUCUGCAGGAACAAGGAUGGAAAAUUCGGAUAUGUCUUAAACAGUAACAUCCAGACAGAAGAUAGUGACAUCUAUGAUGACGUCGGUGAUGAUUGCAUCUACGACAACGACAACUGAUUGUGAGAGCGCCCGCAUUCUGAUGCAGCUGUGGAUCUCAGGCCUGUUUUAAUGCCCCAUCUGACAUUUCCUGUCAGUUUUAUUUAAUCUGCAAGUGGGAUGCAACCUGUGUGUGUGUGUGUGUGUGUGUGUGUGUGUGUGUGUGUGUGUGUGUGUGUGUGUGUGUGUGAAACAAGUGAUCCAGUCAUGUGACUCAAACCCAGCAAUCCACUUUCAGCAGUUUAAAGGAACAAUGUGGACAAAAGUCAAAUGUAAAUAAUUUCCAUUUUCCCAAAUGUAGUUGAUCAGCCAUGUCCUGUCGUACUUCCUGUCAGACAGACUACAUCUGGGAUAAGGACGCAAUGUAUACUAUCAGUUUACCCAAUUUUCUUCUUUAGUUUGUUAUUUUCAUAAACAACUUUCAUUUUUGAUGGUAAAGUAUAUACAGAUAGCAAAGUGUGUGUUACUUUUCUCUGCUUUUUUUU
Molecule: messenger RNA, 2819 nt
Organism: Tachysurus vachellii
Lineage: Eukaryota; Metazoa; Chordata; Actinopteri; Siluriformes; Bagridae
Gene: fyb1b
Product: FYN binding protein 1 b
Exons: 19
Coding region: 142-2355 (737 amino acids)
Biological process (GO): protein localization to plasma membrane; T cell receptor signaling pathway; integrin-mediated signaling pathway
Cellular component (GO): plasma membrane
Molecular function (GO): protein binding
Source: RefSeq, a predicted model, not a curated record